GAUACUCUACCUACAGGAGAGGAAGUUUUGUUUAUGUGUCUGCUAAGAGGUUAUAUUCUUACUUUUGUUUUUCAGUUUCUCUACUCUUCCGGGAUGGACAACUUGGACAGAGACAGGAGCGACAGCGACGCAAGAUGGCAGCCACCACGGGCUCGGGAGUAAAAGUCCCUCGCAACUUUCGACUGUUGGAAGAACUGGAAGAAGGCCAGAAAGGGGUAGGAGAUGGCACAGUUAGCUGGGGUCUAGAAGAUGACGAAGACAUGACACUUACAAGAUGGACAGGGAUGAUAAUUGGGCCUCCGAGAACAAUUUAUGAAAACCGAAUAUACAGCCUUAAAAUAGAAUGUGGACCUAAAUACCCAGAAGCACACCCCUUUGUAAGAUUUGUAACAAAAAUUAAUAUUAAUGGAGUGGUGGACCCAAGAGCCAUAUCAGUGCUAACAAAAUGGCAGAAUUCAUACAGCAUCAAAGUCGUCCUGCAAGAGCUCCGGCACCUAAUGAUGUCUAAAGAAAACAUGAAACUCCCUCAGCCGCCCGAAGGACAGUGUUACAGCAAUUAAUCAA
Molecule: messenger RNA, 564 nt
Organism: Prionailurus viverrinus (fishing cat)
Lineage: Eukaryota; Metazoa; Chordata; Mammalia; Carnivora; Felidae
Product: ubiquitin-conjugating enzyme E2 variant 1-like
Exons: 2
Coding region: 135-560 (141 amino acids)
Biological process (GO): protein K63-linked ubiquitination; DNA damage tolerance
Cellular component (GO): nucleus
Source: RefSeq, a predicted model, not a curated record